ACUGUAUUUGUGAAAUAAUGUCAACAAAAAUAAACAAGGGUAAUUUGGAUCAAAAUACACCCACAUAUUGGAAAUGGAUUAUAGCGUUCUCGUGCUCUUGGAUUAAUGUAUUCACUUUCGGUAUAUUCCGAUCAAUUGGACUCCUAUUCGGUGCGUUUGUGUCGGAGUACGACUGUACGUACCGACAGGCCUCGUGGCCGGUGUCCCUAAUCGGCAGCUUUGCGAGUAUUACCGGUUUAUUGGCCGCAUUUUUGAGCCAUUAUUUCCAGAUCCGGACACUGGUGUUCACGGGUGUACUUAUUUGCUCAUUCGCCACAUCCAUCUGCUAUUUGGCCACAGAUAUCAUUCAAAUCACUAUUUUCUUGGGAGUCAUUCAG
Molecule: messenger RNA, 377 nt
Organism: Medioppia subpectinata
Lineage: Eukaryota; Metazoa; Arthropoda; Arachnida; Sarcoptiformes; Oppiidae
Source: the annotation of a GenBank genome assembly